Fusarium redolens is the source of this 630-nucleotide messenger RNA. RefSeq lists its product as uncharacterized. The record is from RefSeq and is a predicted model, not a curated record. The transcript is spliced from 2 exons. Bases 1 to 630 code for a protein of 209 amino acids. Lineage: Eukaryota; Fungi; Ascomycota; Sordariomycetes; Hypocreales; Nectriaceae.
AUGAGCUCUUCAGGAGAUCGCUACGCCAGAGAUGCGAAUGGGUUCUCGUCUCCGGACGCGGAUAUAACCCACAGCCAUUCAAAGCGAGUACCGCAACCACAGCGCCAGACUAUUGCACCCCGAGAUGUCAUGCUGCAUCAACACCCGCUCCAAACUCAACAUCCUGGAACAGCCUACCAUCCGUAUCAGAGCCGAUCCUAUCAACACACAGCCCCAAGCCAAGACAAGCUGCCAUAUACCUAUGCUCCAUCAACUCAGCCCGCCUACCAGGGGAGUCGUAAUACCCAAGGAUCCAACGAUACUCCUGGCGAUCAAUACCAAGUAAAUUUGCCUGGGGUUCAGCACUCGCUUGAUGACCCUCGACAAAGAACAACCAACUUCGUUAACGGCCAGCAAGUUCGAAUCGAAUCAUCCACUGAUGUAGCCGAGCAGAACGGUAUCAGACGUGGCACCAACACUAUCUCACAAUUUGACAACCAGUUCACUAGGACUGUUGACACCAACACUCCGGCCAGAAAUGCUCAGAGUGGCGAUCGACAUCCUCAAUAUACUCGUCAGAGUUAUCCUGGCUAUCCCAGAACCCUCUACUAUCACGCCCAGAACGAUAGCUCGCCACAUACACAGCGUUGA